AUGGAGACACAGGAGGCUCCAGUUUCUCCUGUAUAUGCUGUGUAUUUCCCUGCCGAUCUUGCAAAAUCACCCCUAGAGUCGUUUCAUUUUCUAGGCGCUCGCUUCAAUCGCUUCGGUACACCUAAAGAAGCUAUGGAUUUUUUUGCCUCUGGAGAAAUUCGAGCCCCACAGGAAACUACUACACCAGUGAUUCCUUCCGAACCGAUUAUUCCAUUUCCGUCUGUGAGUCGAUAUCAGAUGAACGAUCUCAAAAAAGCCAUCGAAAAAGGGACAGUAGAGGCUGUGAGUGAUCUUAUCGACUCGAAUCCUCGAUUUCUUGUCAACACGAGUGGUGACACGGCAGCUAUAGUAAUGGAAGGCUUUCGGUUCAAUGCCUUACACAUCGCAGCUCGUCAUGGAAAAGCUGGUGUAGUGGAAAAAAUUCUCCAACUGAUUGGCGACAAAAGAUUUCUGGCGGUUGUCUAUGGAACAAAUGAAGAUGAUGCGCAAGAUGGGCAGAUAGCAUUGGAUGUCGUGUGCUCCAGAUAUGCUGGAGACGAUAGGCGAAAGCGUAAGGAGGAAAUUGAACUGCUGAUUGGUGGUUUCUUUGUUGCCGUAUAUCGCUCAACGGACAACACAUUGUCGCCAAAAAUAGUGGUCUCGGAAGAUUUCCCGAAAUUCACACUUUCUAAUGAUGAGACUGGGCUUUCCCUGCCCUUGUUAUGGGAGUUCAAACUAACGGGAUGUGCUGGCCCAUUUGGCUCUGAGAAAAAGGCUACAGAAUUCCUGAAUAAUUGGGUUGGAUUUGACAAACACAUAAAGCUUUCAGACAAUGAUAAGGGAUAUGAACGAGUUGGACGUGAGCUUAGUGAGAAAUCAAAUGUGAAAUGGGUAGAGUCAUGGUGUUUUCUCGAUCGAAUGGUGGAUUUACGUUCUGAAGAGGGAUUAACGCUGCUUAAUUGCUAUCUCAGCAAUUUGAAACAAAAGAAUUUUUUUUCUCGUUGCCAGUCUAAUGGUCUAGAAAGACGGCUGUCGUUUGAGGACAGUGAUGAUCAACGGGACCAAUUGGUCAGUGGUAGCAUACAGGAUUACGGUGAAAAUGAAUUCAAAGAUGCCUUGGAAUUUGUUGAUGAGGCUGAUGAGAUUUUCAACGGUUCUCUUGCUGGACUAUCUGUGCAAUUUGGCGCAUUAUCACUCCAUUCACCAUCGGCUAUGCCGUUGUGUGCUGAGUGCGUUCUAGAUGAUCUGGAAGAUUUUUUCACACCACCAUCUACACCACCUGUAGUUUUUCUGCUCGAUAACCCAACAAAGGUGGAUAAUGAUGUGAUGACUGCAUUAUCUGGCCUUCCACAAGAAAAGGUGUGA
Messenger RNA from Angiostrongylus costaricensis, 1344 nucleotides. The record is from the annotation of a GenBank genome assembly. NCBI's taxonomy places the organism in Eukaryota, Metazoa, Nematoda, Chromadorea, Rhabditida, Metastrongylidae.